Molecule: messenger RNA, 1603 nt
Organism: Phragmites australis (common reed)
Lineage: Eukaryota; Viridiplantae; Streptophyta; Magnoliopsida; Poales; Poaceae
Exons: 2
Coding region: 106-918 (270 amino acids)
Source: RefSeq, a predicted model, not a curated record
CUCCACUCCCCUCUCUGUCCACCGUCUCCUCCUCCCAUUACUCACGCCGCGACGCCGACACCUCCUCGCUCCCGCCCCACCAUCCAACCGCUCGCGCCCCGUGCCAUGUCGUACAGCUACGCCUCGCGGCACCGCGGCGGCACGUCCACGACGAUGCUGGCGGCCAAGGUUGCCUUCGCCUCCGCUGCUCUCGCCGCGGCCGCCUCCUUCGCACGGCUCGCGGUCCCGCAGCUCAUGUCCGUGGCCGGCGCCGUCUUCCCGCGCGUGUGGGCCGUCGCGCGCUUCUGGCUCGCCCCGCCAUACCUCUUCGUCACCGUGCACCUCAUCAUCCUCGUCAUCUGGAAGCUCUCCGACCACAAGCACUUCCAGACCCAUGCUCACCACAAGGACCCCUGGCCGGCCUCUCACCACACUCCGCACCCGCCGGCGGCUGCUGUCCCCGACGCUGAGGUUGCCUCCCCCGCCGUCAGAGCCAAGGAGGAGUUCAACUCCUCGGCCGGGUACGACGAGCCCUUGGAGCCUGAGUUCUCCCCGGACUCCGGCGGCGGCGAGUCCUCCUGCGUCACCACGGAGUCCGACGAGGACGCCUCCUCCCACCCCUCCUACCUCGUGGACGCGAGGAGGAGGGUCGCGCCGGCGCACCAACACGCAGUUCUUGAACGGGAGCUCUCGCUGCCGACCCAGACCGUAGACUGCGACGGCGACGGCGGCGACGACGACUUGGACGCCACGUGGAACGCCAUCAUGCAGAAGACGCGUCCGGCGGCCGCCGCGCCAGCGCCUGCCCCUCCCCCUCCCGAGCAGAAGUCUCCGCCGCCGCCGCCAAGAGCGCGGGACCCGUCGGUUGACGCGGAGGAGAUGAACCGGCGGUUCGACGACUUCAUCAAAAAGAACCGCCACUCCUUCGGGCGGCACUAGGCGCCCUCCGAUCCGAUCCAGCCUCCCGUCGCAUCCGUACGAUACGUAUAUAUACACACAUCUUUGGUUUUUGAUCUUGGUGUGCCGCCGAAGAGAUCGCCGGAGCGGAGGUAGGCGGGCCAAUCAAAUCGCCAUGCUUAGGUUACGAAGGUUCUGGAAUUUGCAGAUUAUUGGAUCGAUGGUGGUGCUGUGGGAGUAGCUAGAGAUGACCGUAAUGCGCUGAAAUGAUGGUUUGAGUUGGUACUUUGCCGUUAGGUUCUCCUUUUCAGUUGAUCGAUCCCCUUGCUGGCUUGCAGGCAUUUGUUCUUAGCUUUCCCUUUUUUUCGCUUUGCUUUUCCUACAGCUCUUUUACUGAUUAUAACAGUGCUAAUUGUCCAAGUUCAUAUGGUGCUAAUACUGGUCAAGUAGUAGGUGUGCCUGUGAUCAUAUAUAAACGGCUGCUGCCACAUGGUGUGUGUGUGUGUGAUUUUAGGUCAAUGACCAUACCACACCUCGCUCCAUGAUUCUUUCUUUGUUAUCAUGGAAUGGUCAUUAGAAGCCUCCUGUUCAAUGUUGCAACAGUGUGUAUUAUAGUCACUCUUUGUCUGGAGUGAACAGUCAGCAAUUCUCGACAACAAAGCUUAGGUCCAUGUGCCACUGUUGAUAAAAAUAUCACAUAUAAAUAAACGGUGCAACUGUGAUAUGA